Molecule: messenger RNA, 3075 nt
Organism: Pygocentrus nattereri (red-bellied piranha)
Lineage: Eukaryota; Metazoa; Chordata; Actinopteri; Characiformes; Serrasalmidae
Gene: tgfbi
Product: transforming growth factor, beta-induced
Exons: 17
Coding region: 56-2089 (677 amino acids)
Biological process (GO): cell adhesion; extracellular matrix organization
Cellular component (GO): extracellular matrix
Molecular function (GO): cell adhesion molecule binding
Source: RefSeq, a predicted model, not a curated record
GCUCCAGCAGCGCGAGCUCCCGGAGCAGUGGAGGAGCGCUAAGAGAAGCGGAGAGAUGAAGCCUCUGACUCUACAGGCGUUGGCGGUCACUCUGAUCGCCACAGUGAUUGCGGCAAAGUCCCCUUAUCAGUCAGUCCUUCAGCACAGCAGGAUAAGAGGAAGACAACAUGGCCCCAACGUUUGUGCUAUGCAGAGGAUCCAGGGAACAGAUAAGAAGUACUUCACUAACUGCAAGCAGUGGUACCACCGCAAAAUCUGCGGCAAACCAACAGUGGUCACCUACGAGUGCUGUCCAGGUUAUGAAAAGGUGAUUGGAGAGAAGGGCUGUCCUGCAGCUCUUCCUUUAGUGAACAUCUACAACACCCUUGGUGUGGUUGGAGCCACUACUACUAAGAUGUACUCUGAGAGAGCUAGCCUGCAGAAGGAGAUCGAGGGUCCUGGCAGUUUCACAUUUUUUUCCCCCAGCAAUGAAGCCUGGGCUGCCCUUCCAACUGAAAUUCUGGACGCCUUGGUGAGCAACGUCAACAUUGAGCUCCUCAAUGUAUUGCACUACCACAUGGUCAAUAAACGCUUGACGUCAGAAGACCUCAAGCAUGGUUCCUCAUUCCCCUCCAUGUACCAGGACUUUGAUGUUCAUAUCCAACAUUAUUCCAAUGGAAUUGUGACAGUGAACUGUGCAAGACUAGUGAAGACAGACCAGCAUGCCACUAAUGGAAUCGUGCACGUUGUUGACAGAGUGAUCACAGCUAUCACUAAUAAUGUUAACUCUUUCCUUGAUACUGAUGAAGAGUUGGAAUCACUACAGACUGCUAUUGCAGCUGCUGGUCUUACUGGUAUGUUGGAGAGCGAGGGUUCCUACACAAUCUUUGCUCCAACCAAUGAGGCCUUUAAGAAGAUUCCCCAAGAAAUGUUAGACAGAAUCUUGGGAGACCCUGUAGCUCUUAAAGAUUUGCUGAAUUACCACAUUCUCAAGAACUUGCACUGCUCGGAGUCUAUUGUGUCAGGAACACCUCUGGAAACUCUCCAGGGCACAGUACUGGAAGUGGGCUGUGAUGGACAAGAGAUUACCCUCAAUGGCAAAACCAUUGUUACAGAAAAGGACAAGCUUGGCACCAAUGGUGUUGUCCAUUACAUUAAUGAACUUCUCAUCCCUGACUCAGUUAAGACCCUUAAGGAACUUGCUGAGGGAGCUCCUCAGGUUUCCACAGCUACAAAGCUUUUCCUAGAUGCUGGUCUAGGUCCUCAACUUACUGGUUCAAAUGCAAUGACGUUGCUAGCACCACUAAAUGAUGCUUUCAAAGGCAGUUUGACUAUGACUCCUGAGUUAAGAAAAGUGAUGAGGAACCACAUUUUGAAGAACAAGUUCUCCUCAAAGAGUCUGUACCAUGGACAGGAGCUGGAAACCCUUGGGGGAAAUAAACUCAGAGUGUUUGUGUUCAGAAACAACCUUUGCAUAGAGAACGCUUGCAUCGCUGCCCACGACAAAAACGGCCGUUAUGCCACCAUGUUCAUCGUGGAUAAGGUCCUAGCUCCUCCCAUGGGCACCAUCAUGGAUGUUCUGAAGGCAGAUAGUCGUUUCAGCACAUUAGUUGACAACAUUCAGAAAGCAGGCUUGACUGAGCUGUUGAACAAAAAAGGGACCUACACCGUUUUUGCUCCUACCAACGAUGCAUUCCGUACCAUGCCCCCAGCUGACCUCAACAAACUUACAAGAGACCCCAAGGAACUGAUCAAACUUCUGAAGUACCACAUAGGCGAUGAGUUUCUCAUUAGUGGUGCAGUGACAUCUCAUACUAGAGUGAAGCCCCUCUCAGGAGAUAAACUGGAGCUAGGCAUGCGGAACUCCACUAUGUACGUCAAUAGGGUGCCAGUUGUUGAUGGUGACAUGAUGGCAACUAAUGGAGUUGUGCAUGCUGUUGGUUCAAUCAUAAAGCCGCUGCCUCCUAAAACUGUGAGUGACCAAGCAGUCGGCUCCUCAACAAGGCGUACCUCUGCUGUCAGAGCUGGCCCACAAGUCAUGAAAAACGACGAGCUCUUCCAGAAGGUCGUGAGCAGUCGGUCCAGCAAAACAAUGUCUCCAGUUCAGUAAACUCAGGGGUUUUGUGAAAAACUGAAUUAAUUCUAAUCUCCACCUCUUUAGGAAGACUGAAGUGCACAAUAAGUCAUCUUCUUAUAAGCAGUGAGGAGGUAACUAACUGAUUUGUAGGAAAACCAAGUCAACCAGGUAAACAUGGAGAGGUUAUACAUUUCAGCAUAUCUUUCUUUUUCGAAUGGCCAAGACCUUCACUGGGGUAAAAGCAAUCUUUUAGAGAACUGCAAACUGAAGACGGUAAUUAGCCAUGUAGCUUAAUGAGUUUUGAAUAUCUGUUAAUUUGACUUUUUUGUUCAUUUGAAUAUUUGUUAGUUUAAGUCUGAAUAGUACUCCAGGUCAGAUUUUGCAGAAUGUUAUUUGUUUUUGUUUAUUUUCUACUUUUUUUGUUUGGUUUGUUGUUUGAUAUAAAUGUAGCAUGUUUGCAUGGUUUAAGCUGGAACAAAAAUGCUAUUUGGGCACCUACCAGUGCAGGUCAGGUUUACAUCUUCAAAGUUUCUAUUUUCUCAUGGUGCAGAAGCUCAACAUAUGCAAAACACACAAUUUGUUUGUAACUUACUGUACUGAUGUUCGUUUGUACUUUGAGUUUGACGGAAGUCUCAUUUCCCUCAUGGAGGCUCCUGCUCAUCCACCCAGCAGACACUUCCACCAAGGUUAGUCACACUGAACAAAAACAAGAAAGGACAUUUUCAAUACAGUCUUCUUGUGGCUGUGUGAAAAUAUGUCCACAAUACUUUGUAAUACAAAACUGGUAUUUUUGCACAUGUUCAAAGUUAUAAACUUAAGGUACGGUUACAGCUAAAUGUCAUUAUUAUGGUUAGUUUCCUGCUUUAAUGGGUGGAUGAAUGGGGGCUCUCUGGGUGGUUAGAAGACAUCUGCUAAACUUAAGGAGCAGAUACUGAGCACUGUACUGAAGAUAUUUAGCGUGGAACCAAAGAACAAUAUUUACACAUUUCACAAUAAAAAUGAUGAUUUUUAACCACAGA